Molecule: messenger RNA, 5604 nt
Organism: Sphaeramia orbicularis (orbiculate cardinalfish)
Lineage: Eukaryota; Metazoa; Chordata; Actinopteri; Kurtiformes; Apogonidae
Gene: stag1a
Product: STAG1 cohesin complex component a
Exons: 32
Coding region: 317-4096 (1259 amino acids)
Biological process (GO): sister chromatid cohesion
Cellular component (GO): cohesin complex; nucleus; chromatin
Molecular function (GO): chromatin binding
Source: RefSeq, a predicted model, not a curated record
UUAGGAUUGCUGCUCUUCUCUGAAGGCGCGGUUCCGUUCGCACGGCCAAUUUUCAAUAUUAAAAUACGCACAAUAUUAAAACAAAAUCGAUUUAUUAUUUCGAAAGGUGAUAAUCGAUUCGGCGAUGGUCGUUAAAGGAGUUGAAGAGAGUUAAGUGCAGUCAGUCCUGGAGCCUCUCCUCCCUGCCCUUCCAGACUUUCCCCCCCCUUGAACUGGCUGUUAUUCACCUCCGGCUUUGGACAUAAAUAACACACUCACGCCUGAAAAUAAACAAACAACAAGGUUAAACACCUCGCCACGACCCCCAGUGAGCAGGAUGAUCACCUCGGAGCUCUCUGUCCUACAGGACUCGUCCAAUGAAUCCGGGGCGACAGACGCAGUGGGACUCAGUAUGAGCAUGAGUGAGAUGGAGGAUCCAGAGGCAAAAGGCAAGAAGAAGAGAGGGCGGCCUGGGAAACAAGCCCCGACAUCAAAUAAGAAGCCCAGGAAGUCCCCAACGGACAAGACUAUGGGCAUGGCCAGAGGGCGGGGGAAAGCCAAUGGUGUGGCUCAACACAACGGAGACGGCGGAGACCCCGUCACGCUGUUUGAAGUGGUUAAACUAGGAAAGAGUGCCAUGCAGUCGGUGGUGGACGAGUGGAUCGAGUCCUAUAAACAGGACAGAGACCUGGCCUUGCUCGACCUCAUCAAUUUUUUCAUCCAGUGCUCAGGCUGCAAAGGUACCGUGAGGAUCGAGAUGUUCAGGAACAUGCAGAACGCAGAGAUCAUCCGUAAGAUGACUGAAGAGUUUGAUGAGGACAGCGGGGAUUACCCUCUCACCAUGCCAGGGCCAAUGUGGAAGAAAUUUCGCUACAAUUUCUGCGAGUUCAUCUCCGUUUUGAUCCGACAGUGUCAGUACAGCAUCAUCUAUGACGAGUACAUGAUGGACACGGUGAUUUCGCUCCUCACGGGACUUUCUGACUCCCAAGUCCGAGCGUUCAGACACACCUCCACAUUAGCAGCGAUGAAGCUCAUGACGGCGCUGGUGAAUGUAGCGCUGAACCUGAGCAUUCACCAGGACAACACUCAGAGACAGUAUGAGGCAGAGAGGAACAAGAUCGCCGGCAAACGGGCCAACGAGAAGCUGGAACUGCUGCUACAGAAGAGGAAGGAGCUGCAAGAAAACCAAGAUGAAAUUGAGAACAUGAUGAACUCCAUAUUCAAGGGUAUAUUUGUGCAUCGCUACAGGGAUGCGAUUGCAGAGAUCAGAGCGAUCUGCAUCGAGGAGAUCGGAGUCUGGAUGAAGAUGUACAGUGAUGCUUUCCUUAAUGACAGUUACCUGAAAUAUGUGGGUUGGACGCUACAUGACAGGCAAGGAGAGGUGCGCCUGAAGUGCCUGAAGGCUCUGCAGAACCUUUACACAAACCGAGAACUGUUCCCCAAGCUUGAGCUUUUCACAAACCGCUUCAAGGACCGUAUAGUAUCGAUGACACUGGAUAAAGAGUAUGAUGUUGCUGUGGAGGCGAUCCGACUGGUCACACUUAUCUUGCAGGGAAGUGAAGAUGCUUUGUCAAAUGAGGACUGCGAGAAUGUGUAUCACCUGGUUUACUCUGCACACCGACCUGUAGCUGUUGCUGCAGGGGAGUUCCUGCACAGGAAGUUAUUCAGUCGUCAUGAUCCACAGGCAGAAGAAGCUCUGGCAAAGCGCAGAGGGAGGAGCAGUCCCAACGGAAACCUCAUCCGCAUGUUGGUGCUCUUUUUCUUGGAGAGUGAGCUCCAUGAACAUGCAGCCUACCUGGUGGACUCACUGUGGGAAAGCUCUCAGGAGCUGCUGAAAGACUGGGAGUGUAUGACUGAACUGCUGCUAGAGGAGCCUGUGCAGGGAGAGGAGGUGUUAUCAGACAGACAGGAGAGUGCGCUGAUAGAGCUGACAGUUUGCACCAUCCGUCAGGCAGCAGAGGCACACCCACCUGUCGGCAGAGGCACCGGCAAAAGGGUGCUGACAGCAAAGGAGAGGAAGACCCAGAUAGAUGAUAAGACCAAACUGACCGAGCACUUCAUCAUGGCUCUGCCGAUGCUGCUGUCGAAGUAUCAGGCGGAUUCGGAGAAAGUGGCCAAUCUGUUGCAGAUCCCUCAGUUCUUCGACCUGGAUGUGUACAGCGCCGGGCGCAUGGAGAAGCACCUUGACGCCUUACUGAAGCAGAUCCGUCUGGUGGUGGAGAAGCACAUUGAGACGGACGUUCUGGAGGCCUGCAGUAAGACCUACAGCAUCCUCUGCUCGGAGGAGUACACCAUCAUGAACCGUGUGGACAUCGCACGCUCGCAGCUCAUCGAUGAGAUGACCGACCGCUUUGCACACUCAGUGGAGGAGCUGCUGCAGGAGGCAGAAGAGGCUGAUGAUGACGACAUCUACAACGUUUUAUCUACUCUUAAAAGACUCACAGCCUUUCACAAUGCCCACGACCUGACGCGAUGGGAUUUGUUUGGUAACUGCUACCGCCUGCUGAAAGCGGGCAUUGAGCAGGGCUCCAUGCCGGAGCAGAUAGCGGUCCAGGCCCUGCAGUGCUCCCACUACUCCAUCCUCUGGCAGCUGGUGAAGAUCACAGAGGGGGCUCCCACCAAGGACGACCUGGUGGCUCUCAGGAGAGUAGUCAAGUCUUUCCUGGCUGUGUGCCAGCAGUGCCUGUCCAACGUCAACACACCGGUCAAAGAACAGGCGUUCAUGCUCCUCUGUGACCUGCUGAUGAUCUUCAGUCAUCAGCUGGUCUCUGGCGGCAGAGAGGGCCUCCAGCCACUGGUCUUCAACCCAGACAGCACUCUGCAGAACGAGCUGCUCAACUUCGUCCUAGACCACGUCUUCAUCGACCAGGACGAUGAGAGCCAGAGCAUGGAGGGAGAUGAGGAGGAUGAAGCCAAUAAAAUCGAAGCUCUCCAUAAGAGGAGAAACCUGCUCGCAGCUUUCUGCAAACUCAUCAUCUAUGACAUCGUGGACAUGCCCGCUGCUGCUGACAUCUUCAAGCACUACAUGAAGUAUUACAAUGACUACGGUGACAUCAUCAAGGAGACUCUGAGUAAAACCAGACAGACGGACAAGAUUCUGUGUGCCAAGACACUCAUCCUCAGUCUGCAACAGUUGUUCAAUGAGCUGCUGCAGGAUCAGGGUCCUAACCUGGACCGAACGUCGUCCCACGUCAGCGGCAUCAAAGAGCUGGCACGACGCUUCGCCCUCACCUUCGGCCUCGAUCAGAUCAAGACCAGAGAGGCCGUGGCCACGCUGCACAAGGAUGGAAUAGAGUUUGCUUUUAAGUACCAGAAUCCUCGAGGACCAGAGUUUCCUCCUAUUAACCUGGCGUUCCUGGAGGUCCUGAGUGAAUUCUCCUCCAAACUAAUCCGCCAAGACAAAAAGACGGUCCACUCGUACCUGGAGAAGUUCAUGUCGGAGUCCAUGUCGGAGCGCCGCGAGGACGUGUGGCUGCCGCUGAUCUCCUACAGGAACAGUCUGCUGACGGGCGGAGACGAGGACCACAUGUCCGUCACGUCAGGAUCCAGCAGCAAAACUGGCUCGGUGCGUAGCAAGAAGGGACGACCGCCGCUACACAAGAAACGCAUCGAAGAGAGCAGUGUGGAGGGGUCGUGGAUGAUGCGUAACGACACGCUGCCAACACCGGGGGCGCUGCAGACCCCUCAGCUCACCUCCACAGUCCUCAGAGAGAACAGACCAGCAGAACACAUGCCAGACCCCGACUCAGAGCCCGGAUCAGAAAACGACUUUGUACACAAUCCUCAGAUGCAGAUGUCGUGGCUCGGUCAGCAGAAGAUGGAGGAGGUGAACAGGAAGGAUCGGACGGGGAUGAACUACAUCAAGUCACGCAGCAAUCAGGGCGUGCGGCAGACUGUGCGUGGGCUGAUGGAGGAUGACGCGGAGCCCAUCUUCGAGGACGUGAUGAUGUCCUCGCGGGGUCAACUGGAGGACAUGAACGAAGAGUUUGAAGACACUAUGGUCAUCGACCUGCCUCCAUCAAGGAACAGACGUGAAAGAGCAGAAUUAAGACCAGACUUCUUUGACUCUGCAGCAAUGAUUGAGGAUGAGUCAGGAUUCAGCAUGCCCAUGUUCUGAUCUGGGACGACAGGAACAUACAGACAUCAGGAUCCAAAUCAGGACUGAACAGAAGGGGAGGGGUUUGGGGGAGCUCGACCCAGACACCUGCCAAUCAAACUGUUACAAAGAAGAAAAAACUUUGUGGAAAUACUUUUUUCUUUCUGUAAGACGUGAUGGAAGUACGCUUGUCAAGUGGAUCUACGGACGGAUCCGACGUCGGCUGGUUCUCACCUGGAAACGUGAAGGUCCGCCGUGCCCCGUCAGGCGGACCGGACCGGACCCUCCAGAUCCUUCCUGUUUCAGAGCUGCGUUGUGCUCCUGCUCUUCCUUCUCAGCCUGUUGGUUUAGCUCUUGUUAGCGGUAGCUCUGACGGCGCUCCGGCUCAGUAACCCCCGCCGCCGGCCCACGAGUACCGGCGGUUUUUAAGGCUCCUUGUUAACACACAUGUACAGUCGUUCGGUUUUUCGCUCCCUCUCGGUCGCACAGAGCGUUGUCAGUCUCUGUACAGCCCCCCAGUCUUUUGGUGUUGCACUUCUUCGAUCCGUCUGGUCCAACAUAGAGAGGAUCAAUACUAAAUGUUCUAUAUCUUUGCUCUUAUUCCCACCUAUCCCCCCCUCCCCUCCCCUCCCCUCCCCUCCCCCCCUCCUCCUCUCUCUGUUCGCCAUCUCUGAGUCCUUGUAUGUGGUGGUGCUGGUGUGUGAUGUGUGUGUCGUGUUGGUGGUGGUGGUGGUGAUGGUGGAGCGGUCACACAUGCACACAGAGCUGUGGACAACAGCCCCACCCUCGGAGAUCUCAGAAGAGUUCUGCACACCCCCUCCAAUAACGGUUUUUUGAAGUAAAAAAAGUUUUAAAAAAAAAAAGACAAUAAACAUAUUUUGAAAUCUGUAGCUUUAGUACUAAAGUUUUAAAUCAAGUGUGUUUUUGUUUUUGUCUGAUGUUUGUACAGGUUUUUUCUUGAAUAUGUAUCUCGUUCGUUGCCAAACUGUGGCCUACAUACUUAUAUUCCAGCCCUUCCCCGUUCCUGUAUCUCAUAUUUAACGGUUACCAGGUUCAGAUUGUUGCUGUGAGACACCAGCUUCUUAAGCGCUGUAUGGUCUGAUUGUAAUCGUUUCACAGAUUAAGAAUCAUUUCACAGAGUCUGUCGGGUUCAGUCGCCCACUGUGGGUUUUGCUCAUUUCACACUUUAAAAAAAAAAAAAAAAAAAAAAAGCCUUUUUACACCUGCAAACAGUGUUAAUCGAUCCAAGAUGUUCAUAUCCAGUGCAGUGAUGGAUCUAAAUGGCUUCGUUGUCUGAUGGAUUUGUUUGAAUGUGUUCAUAUCAUUAGUCAUUGUUUAAUCCUGGGUCGUUCCCAUCAGGCUGCGUGGCGCUCCCCCUGUAAAUACCAGAGACAAUUGGAUCUUUUCUGCAGUGCAGUUGACAUCAGUUGCCCUAAAAUGCUCUAAAAGCCUGUUUUUUUUUUUGUUUUUUUUUCUGUGAACCUAAAUUCUUUUUCAAAAAAAUUUAAAUAAAAUCUGUAAUCAAUUUA